Messenger RNA from Purpureocillium takamizusanense, 1594 nucleotides. RefSeq lists its product as uncharacterized. The record is from RefSeq and is a predicted model, not a curated record. Gene Ontology annotation, cellular component: plasma membrane. The coding region runs from base 1 to 819 and encodes 272 amino acids. Lineage: Eukaryota; Fungi; Ascomycota; Sordariomycetes; Hypocreales; Ophiocordycipitaceae. The transcript has a single exon.
AUGGCGUCUUCCUCUUCGGCCGCCACUACCGCCACCGAAACCUCGCCGCAGCAGCAGCAACAGCAAAGGCACCACCAACAACAAGAAGAGGAAGAAGAGCAGCAACAGCAGGUCGCGCACGACGCCGAGCUCAUCUUCCAAUACCACCAGCUCCACCACGCGCCGCAGCCCUCCGACGUCAUCUUCUGCCUCUGCAGCCUGGACCUGCGCGUCGCCGCGCGCGCCGCCCAGCUGUGGCUCGACGGGCUCGCGCCGUGGCUCGUCUUCUCGGGCGCCUCGGGCAAGCUCACGCGCGGGCUCUUCGGCGGGCUGCCCGAGGCCGAGGCCUUUGCCGCCGUGGCCCGCCGCAUGGGCGUCCCCGGCGCGCGCAUCGUCGUCGAGCCGCGCGCGACCAACACGGGCGAGAACGUCCGCUUCACCCACGCCCUGCUGCGCGAGCGGGGCGUCCCCGCGCGCUCCCUCAUCCUCGUCCAGAAGCCGUACAUGGAGCGUCGCACGUGGGCUACGUUUCGCAGGCAGUGGCCCGGCGCUGAUGGCGAUGGCGAUGGCAAUGGCGGUGAUGGCGAGGAGGACGGGGCGGUGCGCAUGUGCGUCACGUCGCCGCGCUUCGACGCCUUCGAAGACUACCCCGACGCGGAAAACCCCCGUCGUCUGGUCCUCAACGUCAUGGUCGGGGACCUCGUCCGCAUACGCGACUACCCCGCGCGCGGGUUCCAGGUCGAGCAGGAGAUCCCGCCCGACGUCUGGGCGGCCAUGGAGCGGCUGGUGGCGGCUGGCUACAACGAGCACUUGCCGGAAGGGUUCACGUUGGAAAAGUAGACGGACAGAGUUGAGUCCAACAGAGUCGAGGUAUAUGGCGGCAGUGUCCACGUCGAGAGCUGGACGCAGCAGGCACAAGAUGUAAGUAAGUGGGUGGCAUAGCUUCUGGUGUCGGCAUGGCACUUUGUUGAGUUCAGGCCUUCAUUUUCACUUGGGUUCCUUCGCUCUAGCAGUCGCCGCCUCUACAGUCGUCUUGAGGAACCCCUGAAAGCUCUCGAACGCGACGGCGUCGAAGCCCUCCAUCCACCGACACUGCACGUCGAGGUGGUCGAGGGCUACUCGCAUCCGCACCCUGAACCCGAACGCACAGACCGGUUCGGCCAUGUUCUGUUUUGCCUCUCCUUCUGCGUCUGCUUUCGCCGUUCCCUUCUCCUUGGCCUCUGCCUCCGCGCGCUUCUUCUUGCGCCGCCACGCCCGCGCCCAGACGCGAUCCGCGGCCCGUCCGGUCCCCUCCAUGGCCUCGCUGUCCCACUCCCAGGACAUGAGCUCCAAAGCGACCAUGGCAUCGCGCACAUGCUGCACGAAUGCGCCAAUGUCACUGGGCAGCGGCUGCACGGGCAGGUGGUAUUCCGUCUGCGGCGGCAAGAUGCUGCCGCUGCUGCCCAGCUUCGCGGUCGCGGCCUUGGUCCCGCGCGCGACGGCCUGCGCCGGCCUCAUGGGCGCGAAGCUCCAGGCCACGGCCCACCUCCGCGUCUUGUUCCCCUGGACGAACUCGGUGACGGCAAAGUUGUCGACGCCACUGUCGCGCAGCCGGGCCACCACAUCGGCGACGCUC